GGGCAUUAACUCUCGCGUGGUCGACUCGUACGAGGCCUACACGGCACAUCGUGCAGUCCAGACGCCGCAGCCAGUCGAAUACGGUUUUUACCCAUCGCUGCGGGUGCCCAAGCCAACUCCGGCUCAAGACGAAGGCCAAAAAAACGCCAUGCGCAGCACCAUGGUCAUGAUGCUCUCGGCGCGCGCGGCCGCGCUCACGGGCCGUGCCUUACGACCCGCGCCGCGGACGCUAGUAAGAGCCGCACCCGUCUCGUCGUCGACGCCGUCGCAGAACCUCCUCCAGCGCCUGCAGGGCGUCGCCGAGGACGCGCUCAAGGUCGCGCAGGAGACGGGUCCCCGCGCCGCGCUGGCGCGCACGGUCCAGGGCCAGCGCGCCGUCCUCGAGACGCUCCUCGAGUUAAGGACUGAAUUACCAGCCCCGCCGCCGCCCGCGACGAUCCUCAAGGCGACGCAGGACGCGCAACGAGCCGCCGCGAGUGGUGGCGACGCCGCCACGGCCUUCGCCACACCUUUGUUGGAGUGGGGCCGCGAGAACGUGCCUCCGGAGCUCGCCCCUCGCAUUGCGAGGAAGCUCGCCGAAAGACUAGGAGCAACUUAUGUGAAACUCGGCCAAUUCGUGGCGUCGUCGCCGACCUUGUUUCCGGCGGAAUUCGUGCGCGAAUUCGAGAACACGUUGGACGCCGUGCCGGCGAUUUCGUAUGAAGAAGUUAAAAAAGUUGUGGAGAGCGAACUCGGACCUCUUUCAGACAUGUAUGCGACGUUCGAUCGGGAACCGGUGGCGGCCGCAAGUGUCGCGCAAGUCCAUAGAGCGACCCUCAAAGAUGGUAGAACUGUAGCAGUCAAGGUGUUGCGACCGGGCGUCGACAACCUCCUGAAAGCUGAUUUAGGAUUCUUAGAGGUCGCGGGCAAGGUCACGGAGGCCAUCGCCCCGACGUUCGCCCGCGUGUCGCUGGCGAACGUCCUCGCGGACUUGCGGUCUACCAUGCUUGAUGAGUUAGAUUUACGCAAGGAAGCCGACAAUCUGGAAGUGUUUGACAAGUGGUUAGUUGAAUCACAAUUGGACGGCGUCGCGACGUGCCCGCUACCGGUGAGAGAAGCUUGUUCGGAACGAGUGCUGACCAUGGACUUUCUCGAUGGCGUUGCUUUAACCGAUUUGGAUGCGUUACGUAAGAUGUACGGUCAAGAUUUCGAUGCGGAACGAACACUAUUAAAUGCGCUGAAUACGUGGUCGCUGGGAGUACUCAGUUGUGAUUUCUUUCACGCGGACGUGCAUGCUGGUAAUCUCCUGGCCAUGGAGGACGGGCGCGUGGCCUUUCUGGACUUUGGGAUUGUGGGUCGAGUGCCUCCCAGAAUCUGGACAGCAUUAAGGGAUGCUGGUGCUUCUGUCGCGGCGGAAGAUUAUAAAGGCUUGGCCCAGGCGCUUUGUGACAUGGGCGCCGCCGAUUCGGUAGAUAUCGACCAGUUCGCGACGGAUCUGGAAGCCUUGAUCAAGUCGCUGGACGACGUGAACCCGCAGAUCGCUCUCCAGGAGGCGGAGGGCGGCGUGGCUGCACAAAUCGCGGUGGACGAUUCGGAAAUAACCGAGGUGCUGUUGAAGCUCGUGCAGCUCACGGAGCGCAACGGCAUCAAGCUGCCGCGGGAGUUCGGGUUGCUCGUGAAGCAGGCUUUGUAUUUUGAUCGUUAUACCAAGUUAUUGGCGCCGGACCUGGACCUCGUGCGGGACGACCGCGUCGUGGGGUUUGACGAUCAAAGGGCGGGGGCGAUCGACGUUUGAUGAUCGCGGUGACGGCGUCGAUAGUGGAUAUAUCUUGUUUUGUGUGC
Molecule: messenger RNA, 1821 nt
Organism: Pelagomonas calceolata
Lineage: Eukaryota; Pelagophyceae; Pelagomonadales; Pelagomonadaceae
Source: the annotation of a GenBank genome assembly